AUUGGAAAAGCUGUGGUAUUUAGCACAGGGCUGUAAAACUAUAGGAGUUGGUUAUACUUGGAUAAAGGACAAGCAAAUAAUACUCUGCCAGUUGAGCAGGUAGCCAAGAAACGGAUGACCAAACUGAUUUCUGGGUAGCAAAGGACAUUGCUGGAAAAAGGGCACUAGUACUUAUAAAAAGAAAGAGAUAAUUUUACAAGCAGCCUUUCUUUGAUUACCAGAGAAAGACAGAUGUAGUUUGGCUGUAGGGACCAGAAGAGAUGGGACUUCAGAAAACCCUGGACUCUCUGUGACCACCAAACAAAUCCAAAAAAGCGAUGGAAAAACUGAGGCAGUGAUUCAGAUGUUGCUAUUUUUUAAAUUUGAUUUUCUGUAGGACUUUGUUUCAUGCACUGACUGAAUAAUGUGAUUUUUUUUUCUUUUUAGACAAAAGUUGGCAAAAUUUUAUGUGCUUCAAUUUCUGUGGAUCCCUGAAAAAUGAAACAAAAAAUCAGUACAUCUGUAAAGGUAGCUGCAUGUAUCAGAAACUUGGGAAGUAUUUUAGCGGGAAUGUGGAGGAAAUCAGGCUGUGAAGUGAAAUGAAGCUGCUCAUGGUCUGGGAUUAUUGUUAUCCUCCCAGUUUUAGUUUGCCUGCCUGGCACCAAAACUGUGAGAAGAGUGAGCCCACAUUCCUGCUUCCUGUUUUGUGUUUGAGGAUGAUAUGGCUGAAGCAGGUGGACUUUGCAGCUCCCAUCUAUCACCUGAGCAGCAAACACCAGCAUUUAAUAAUCACAUUCUUCAGAAUGCAACACGAGCUACAAAAGCAUACAAAUAGGCUGGGAGCAUGCGGAGUUGUGGAGGAAAGAACAGCGUGUUCCUCAAAAUUUGCAAGCACCCAUUUGGAGGAGUGCUGCGAGAAAGAACUGCCGUGGAGGGCUGGGGAAAGAAGGAAGCUGGUGAUAUUUGGAGUGAUGGUGUUUGUCUCACUGAGUCACUGGUACAGGAGUGUGGCUUUCCUGGAAAUGGCUGAACACCCAUCUGCCCAUGCACCUUGCAGAACAGACUAUGGUUCAGACACCUGCUUGAUGGAGAGAACACCUGCCCAGAGAACAAGCAAAAGGAGAUGUGCUUCUGGCUCUGCAUUUCUUGUAUCCACCCCAAGACUGCUGCUGCCUGUCAGCUUUGCUUUAGGAUCAAUUAAACCUCAGACAUCUCUUCUGCUUCUGGAGAUCUUAAUAUUGGGUGUUUUCAAAAGACACUGGUAAUCAAGCUGGGACCCUCAUCCAGCCAGGAGUGUGUCAGGAAGUAAGAAGGUUUACCCUUUUGAGAGAGAAGAGAGGCUUAGGAGAUAGGUAUGCAACAUGACUGGUUAAAUAUAAAAUAAAAAGUCCCUUUUGGUUGUGACAGAGGCAAACUUAUGCACUAGCUUCAGUGGCACUACAGACAUGAAGAGUCAGGUCCUGAGCACAUGCUCAGGUGUGCCACAUACUCCAGGUCAAAUUGGUCCCCUAGAAUAACGAGAUGACUGCAGUAAAGGCAGCCCUAGCCUGUAGUGAGGUCACAUAAGCUCAGGGGUGAGUGCCAGUGAGGCAGGAAGCACUGUCCAGCUGCAAGACUUGCAGGC
Molecule: messenger RNA, 1603 nt
Organism: Motacilla alba alba
Lineage: Eukaryota; Metazoa; Chordata; Aves; Passeriformes; Motacillidae
Exons: 5
Coding region: 579-1244 (221 amino acids)
Source: RefSeq, a predicted model, not a curated record